Molecule: messenger RNA, 1517 nt
Organism: Varanus komodoensis (Komodo dragon)
Lineage: Eukaryota; Metazoa; Chordata; Lepidosauria; Squamata; Varanidae
Gene: ASCC1
Product: activating signal cointegrator 1 complex subunit 1
Exons: 10
Coding region: 172-1233 (353 amino acids)
Biological process (GO): regulation of DNA-templated transcription; DNA alkylation repair
Cellular component (GO): nucleus
Molecular function (GO): RNA binding
Source: RefSeq, a predicted model, not a curated record
UCGUGGACCAACCCCGAAGACGCAUGCGCAGAGCCUCCCCGCCAGCAAGACGCAGGUACAAGGCCUGAAUAAUACCGGCCUUUCGUUAAUCCUCCCUUAAACACUAGAUUACCAGCUACGGCCUCUCUGACGUGUUUUGCGGCACCCGGGAUUAUCAGAAGGGAAAACACAAUGGAAGUUCUGCGGCCAACACUGAUAAGAAUUGGACCAUGUGUUUACAGGAAAAACCACAUUCGAGAACAGGUCUACCAGCCUGAAGAAGCGGAAGAUUUCUGUGCAGGUGUUGGGGACGGUACAGAUGAGCCCUGUGAUGCCUUUGUGGUAGAAGAGACAGAAAGAGGUUACCAAUGUGCUGUGGCCAUUCCUAGUCCACUAUACAAGUAUAUAAUAGGAAAGAAAGGAGAAACAAAAAAGAAACUAGAAACAGAAACCCGAACUUCUAUCAGUAUCCCUAAGCCUGGUGUAGAAGGCGAAAUUGUUAUCACAGGACAGCACCGGAAUGGUGUUAUUUCAGCUCGAACACGGAUCGAUGUUCUCGUUGAGAGUUUUCGCAAAAAGCAGCCCUUUACACACUUUCUAUCAUUUGCGCUCAACCAUCCUACAAUUCAGGAAAAGUUUCUACAGUUCAAAGAGGAAGUUUUGGAAAAGUGCACAAAUGACUAUGGUGUCAGCAGUAGCCUGUUCCAAAAUCCAGCAAAACUCCAUCUGACUAUUGGGACACUCGUGCUUCUGAAUGAACAGGAAAUCCAGAAAGCUCAAGAACUCCUGCAGAGAUGUAAAGAAGACUUUGCUGACACAAUUACUGGAGGCAAACCACUCUUGGUAGAAGUAGCAGGCAUAGAAUACAUGAAUGAUGAUCCAGCCAUGAUGGAUGUUCUCUAUGCAAAAGUCCACAUGAAGGAUGGCUCCAACAGGCUGCAGCUGAUAGCAGAUAGACUGAUGGAUCGGUUUGUGACCUCUGGAUUCAUGAUGAAAGAGUGGGAUAGAGUGAAACUCCAUGCCACUGUCAUGAACACAAUCUUUCGGAAAGAUCCUAGUGCUGAAGAGCAAACUAACAGAACUGCAGGCAGAUCUUUCAAGGAAAGGGAGUCAUUUGAUGGCCGAAAGAUAUUGAAGCUCUUUGAGAACUUCCACUUUGGGGAAGUGCAGCUAAAUACAGUCUACAUGUCCCAGCGAUUCUCAACAGACAGCUCAGGUUACUAUGCAACAUCAGGGCAGCUCAUGUUCUCCUGAGGUGCAGCCUCACUGAUUGUAUGAAGAUGAUGGGGAUGCGGAUGAUUCAGAUGGGUCCUGAUUUGGGCAGGAUCAUUCAGGGUCAUCCUGAAUUAGCCUUAACGUGUUGCAGUGAAAUUGUACCUGAAUUUGUAAAACCACAAUGAUCUGAGCCCCUGUAAAAACAUGACUAUACAAUCAAGUAAGUUGUUUUGGUUUGCUUUUCUUAAUGAAGGAAAAUGCUGGUUAAGUAAGAAGCAAUAGUACUUGUGUUUGACAGGGUUGAAAUAAAUAAAUUAAUGAAA